Messenger RNA from Drechmeria coniospora, 4350 nucleotides. RefSeq lists its product as uncharacterized. The transcript has 4 exons. Gene Ontology annotation, cellular component: plasma membrane. Bases 1 to 4350 code for a protein of 1449 amino acids. Gene Ontology annotation, biological process: Ras protein signal transduction; positive regulation of GTPase activity. The record is from RefSeq and is a predicted model, not a curated record. NCBI's taxonomy places the organism in Eukaryota, Fungi, Ascomycota, Sordariomycetes, Hypocreales, Ophiocordycipitaceae. Gene Ontology annotation, molecular function: guanyl-nucleotide exchange factor activity.
AUGAAGCCGGCACUCGACCCCGUGCCGCCGCGAAAAGACUUUUCCCACCCGCAAUCCUCACCCGAGCCCGUCGAUCAGCAUGCCAAACUAAGUGCAACGCCGUCGACGACGCUGGCACCGGACGCUGGAGAAAAGGACAAGCCGCUGCCGCCGCCGCCGCCUUCCAAGGAAACCUUGCACCCCAUCGCCAUGACCGGGUCGGACGUGGCACCGUGCACGGCCCUGACACCUACCGCGGGAACAUCUCUGGUUCCCGUCACCAAACGACGUCCGCACCCGGACAAGACCAUUCCCCGGGUCAAGGGAAGUGCCGACGGCGAUCGAAGCGAUGUCGCCCCCGACGGCACCUCGGCUGGUCGCGAGGGGCGCCAGUUUGCCGUUUCCAACGUCGGGAACAAUGGGAGGAUUUACCUGAGUACCAUCCACGAGCUCAAUGCCGUCCACGACGCCGAUCCAGAUGCCUUCAAGGCCCCCGCACCCAAGCCGACGGAAGACAAACGGCCGCGAACCAUGGACGACUUGGAUGCCGCCGCCGCCGCGCCGCUGCUGAACAUCAGCAUCCCCUCUUGGCGCAUCGGAACACCCAGGUUCACGUUGAAAGGGACGCCCGUCAUUCGAGGCACCUCGUACGCGCCGACGGAAGAUUUCCGAUCCAGCAGCGCCUCGCUCUUCGGCCUGCCCGUCCAUGCCUAUCCUCCACCACCCUUGCCCUUCUCGACCCAGCGAGGCGCCUCUGGCCUACCCUCGCCCCGUCUUGGAGCCUUGGCGAGAUUGACGUACGUGCUCGCCCACCCAGCCGUCAUCGAGCCGUCAAUAGACCCCAACCCCCACCACGACGCCGGUUCGUGGGCCGGGGAGGGCGUCGAGCCACGCCGGCCGGACGAGCUCGCCCGCCUGACGAACGCCUCGGCUGAUUCCACGAGCCAUUAUGCGGACGCUCCUCGGACUGCCAAUCCCAUCGGAGACUUUAUCAUCUUGGGAAACCGACCGGGCACGCCCGACGAUCAGGCCGUCGCCGAGAACGAAGCCGGCUCACCACGGAGCUUGGCCAGCGUCGACGUCGUCUCCUGCUCGCUUCCGGGCAAGGCCAUCAAAGCGGCCAACCUGAACGCGGCGCACCCGAUGGCUGCGCACCCCGUCACUUCAACCGCGGUCAACAACGGAUCCGCCCAAGUGGCGACGACUCCGAAGGCUCUCACGGGGAAACGGGUCCGUCCGCGUCAGGCCCACAAGCGCAGCAACAGCUUCAGCGAUUCGCUUCGGGAGCACGGCUCCGACAAAUCAUCAUCUCACGACCAGGACUUUUCGACCUUGUUGCCAUCGGCAGGCAGUUUGGUCCGCGGGAACCUGCUUCCGCCUUCGCAGCCCUAUAUUGACUUUGAUCCGCUCGGUCCGCAUGACGGCAACCACCGGCAGACGACGAUUUGCCAAUCCCCAGGCCGUGGUCUCGGUCGUAGGCCUUCUGGCGGUGCCAUGUCCGGAUAUGGCAUGAAGAAACUACUCGGCGGUGUCCGCCGCGUCCUGCGUACGCGCGCGCCGGGCGUUUCCCCUACGCAAGCCGACUUCCUGGCCGCUUCUCGCACAGGGAUGCACGGCGCCGCCGCGACGAACCGCCUUCCUGCCUCUGCCGUCGUUCCGCAGGAUCUUCGGCGGCAACAUGGUGGCCGUCCACCCGUGCGUAUCGACCUGCUCGGCGCCGCCGUUGCCGAGGACUUCAAAAAGGCCGUCCGCGACGAGGAGGCUGCGGCUGAGGCGGAACGGCUCGCCGCGAUGGCGUCGCAACCUUCCGUGUCCCCCCUGGGAGGUCCUCAUCACUACUCGGCUGCUCGGAUGGACUCGAGCAUUUUCGACAACGUCCGUCGGCACCGCAAGCUGAGGACCGUGGUCAGCGAUAUGGGAAUCACCGUAGGCAGCAAGUCCAUCGUUAUUGUCGACGACACCGUUCCCUUUGCCAUGAACUCGCCUCAACAUCGAGGCCUCGCCACCGCGAACCAGGCCAUCGACGCGUUGGCGGAUACCUUCAUGAACAACGCAGCGGAUCCAACCCCCCCAAACACGCCCCCGGCCAACUUUGCCGAGCCAUCCACGCCGCGACGGCAAUCGCAUCUCGUCAACACGCACGUCCGUAGACCGGACUUCAACGCUGAUGCUCUGCCGCCCUUCAUCCCGGACCUGGCGACUUUGGAGAGCAGCAGGGCCUCGGAAGAUAUGCCUCGUCCUUCACUAUCCUUGAUCUGUCGUCGUACGAGGCACCCGCUCUCGGCUGGAGGGUCUCUCAGAAUGCAUAGGAAGACCCGAUCGGCCGCAACACUUACCUCCAUGAGCUCCGUCUUUCGCCGCCGACACAACUCGUUCAGCAGCGGUGUUCUACCUCCAUCGACCCUGCGAAGCCUUGGCACAUCCGCUGGCUCGGGUGAAUCUGCCAUGGAACCGGGCUCCGAGAUAUCAAUGCCUGCACCCCUUCGUGUGCUGAGAAGGAGACCUGGCGGUGAUCUCAGAUCAGCCACAAACGUGGGGGACCUUGAUCGAGGGUCCCUGAGGCGGCCACAGUCCGUCGGAUCCUUGCAGACGUACGCCGAAUCCGUCCGUGGCUCGCUUCUAAUCUAUCCUAGUCCGAAGCCGUCAGAUCAACGGCUAGAAACCGGCCUCGCGCCUGGCAAUGGUGUCGACGUCCGCUGUCAUGCAAAGGUGGAUGGGAACUCGGCAAAGCGGAACCUGCCGUUCUUCCGAACUUGCUCCUCCAAGCCUGCGAUGCGUCCUUCCUUUGAGAAAGAGGCCCAGAUGUUAGCUCAGAUACCCGACGACGAGGACGGCGGCGGAAUAGAGUGUGCCCUGGCGAAGCUCGAGGGAAAAUACGAAAAGAAGGUGGCUCCGGCACCGGCAAAGCCAUUGAACCCUGAUGCCGAUGUUCGACCACAAGAGCGGAGGCCUGAUCCAAUGCGCGUGGUGCACGAAUCCCAGGAGAGCCCAGUUGGCCAUCGUUCUCAUCAUCGGAACGAACCCGAGCCGGGCCGAACAGGAGCUCGCCAUGCUGACUCUUUUCCCUCCGCACGCUCAGAAGAGUCCUAUUGUUCCAUCCCCCUACUGGAAAGAGGGCUUACUGACGACGGCGGAAGCCGAGCUCAGACAAUGCAGUGGACGGAUCGCUCGAUCUUGCACGCCUCCGAUGACGACGACUCUCUCGCCGAAAUGGUCAAGGACGUCGACAGAGCUGGGCAGGACGCCGCUCAGCAUUUGUCAUUCGAUUUCAUCCAAAAGACGGAUAGCAUCAAGAGGAUAAGUACUGGCAUGACAGUUCCGUCCGAUACCGGGGGCCAAUCGUUUCUAGAUGACGAUAGCGCAGACGGCAUCGAUCUCUCUUCCGAGAUUCCUGGACGAGUUGGCAAUAAAAUGGAUGCCCUGCUGGACAGUUAUCGGCCUCCCGAUGAUCGUAUCCCCUCGCUGGCAACGUCACGGGCCUCUGCGCACCAAUUGACGCUUAUCCAGGCACUGGCAAUGUCUCCACAACUCUAUGGCAGCUUCGACACUCGGUCCUGGGCCAAGAAGCCACCUUCUAUGCCGAAUUUGAGUCAGGUUUUCCCGCAAAGCGGACAUCACCUCGCCCCUUACCCGUCUAUUGACCCAAGGAGACCUAUUCCUGAGAGUUCAAAGGCCGACGUGUGUCACAUUCGCAAGUACUCGGUUCAUAUGCCGUUCAUCCUGGCCUUUGGUUCGGAUAUCCUCGCUCAGCAGUUUACAUUGAUCGAGAAGGACGCGCUGAAUGAGAUUGACUGGAAGGAAUUGAUGGACAUGAACUGGAAGAACAAGGCUGGCUGCGACUCCCGUUCAUGGGUUGAAUUUCUGCGCAACAGCGACGCCCAUGGUGUCGAGGUGGUGAUUGCGCGGUUUAAUAUCAUGGUUAAAUGGGCCAUCUCCGAAAUCGUGCUCACGCAACACGCCGAAGAACGGGCCAGAUGCAUCAUCAAACUCAUCCACAUUGCCUCUCACUGCCGGCGGUACCGCAACUUUGCCACGCUGGCACAGCUGACCAUUGCCUUGUCCAGCAACGAGGUGUCUCGGCUGAGCAAGACGUGGGAGUUGGUGCCGGCGCACGACGUCAAGACGCUAGACAGCCUCGAGGCGUUGGCAUCUACACGCACGAUCUUCUUUUUAAUGCCCAACGACCCUCGGAGAUUGUCGGCUCGCCCAGCACCGCCCCGCUGGUCAACUUUGAGCGUUGCCGCAUCGGCGCUGCCGUCGUCAAGACCCUCCUCCGUCUCCUCGAGGCCAGCACGAGAUACAGCUUCAUGCCGAUCGAGGGGAUUACCGAACGCUGUCUCUGGAUUGGCGCACUCAGUGACGAGGAAAUAA